AUGGCACCCAUAUCGCCUGGGUCGAGUGCUCGUAAGCCUCGGAAAACGAAGAAACCCACCGACUUGACAAACCUACACCGAUACGAACCCUUCACGAGGCGCAUCUCGAGACUGAAGAUUGACCCAGUCCAUAAGGUGGAAAGAAGAAGGCCUACAAACGAUGAAACGGACCUGACUCAGAGCUACUUCCGAUCCGCUCUAGAAGAAUGGGCAGAAUUAAAUCUGUCGCACACAUUCACGAGUUUCCUCAACAAGGCGAGCCCUCUCAGCGAAAAUCUUCCUCAGUUGUUGCACCACGCAGACAAAAUCUUCGAAUUACUCCUGCAACACAUUGAGAAGAAGGAUGCUUUAGCACUGGAGCCCCUGUUGAGUCUCGCUGCACAUCUUGCACAUGAUCUCGGGCAAAGAUUUGAACACUAUUUCUCAAGAAUGGUUAUCUUGGUCGCCCAAGUUGCUGCUUCCCACGACAGUGCCGACGUGAUCGAAUGGUGCUUUACGUGCCUGGCCUGGAUGUUCAAAUAUCUUUCAAGGCUACUGGUUCAGGACCUCCGACCUCUGCUCGACAUCAUGAUUCCGUAUCUGUCAUCAAAGAAGGACUACAUUGUUCGCUUCAGUGCUGAAUCUCUUGCGUUUCUCUUGAGGAAGGCCGCGGUCAUGUACCCAAAGAAAAAGUCGCCUCUAACCUUGGCUCUACGACAUCUCUUGGAUCGAAACAACACCGGCCCUGUAACUCCCGUUUCGUACCAGAUUGGUGUCAUGAGCCUUUGUGCCGAAAGCGCAAAAGGGAUUGAUGGGACUUUGCACUCCAGCGCCGAAUCACUUCUACAGUGUUUGAUAGCAGUGUCCAGGCCCUUGUGUCAGGAACAAGAGACCCGGUCGAUCGUCGAAGGCGUUCUUGUUGCUCUCAUACACGACACCGACAGUGCUGGGUUUUCUCCAGUCGUGGACGUCAUCCUAGACACGGUACGACAAUGCGCGGCGUCCUCAGAGCCUGCUCAGAUUUUAUUUGGGUUGAGACUGCUCACAGUCAUUCUGGGCACUAGAAAAGGCACUAGGAUCUCUUCCUGGAAGGACGUGGUUCAAGUGUACUUCCGCAUCUUUGAGGCCGCGAUGCAGCUGCUUGACGAUUCCAGUUACGCCGAGGGAGACUCAAACCUUCGACUUCAUACCGCUCAGACAGUGCUCUCGGUCUCCGCUGAAGUCCUCACGUUCGCUCCCAUGGAUCAAUUACUCCCUCACUCCCUGACAAUCUUGGCGCUUCUGGAAAAUCGUCUCGUUCCUGCUCAGUUCUUCGCGUUUUGUACAGUUUGCGCAGAACUUGGGACCGAUCGAUUCCAGGAUCUAGUGCUCCCGCGUCUUCAGCAAUACCUUAUCACUCGCUGGUCUGAUGAUCGAAUGGGAACAUACUACCUACUACAGAACCUAAGCCAUGGUGAAGUCAUUUUCCAUCGUACAGCUGGCUCUGCAGCUGUCGACUAUCCUUCUGGUUUGGUGGAUGCGCUCAUUCAUUCAUUCUGCGCGGGCAGCAGUCUAGGCAAUGAUACGGAGGUGGAGCAUUUCGUGGGACAGAUCUACUCUUUGCGCAACGCCCGAUCUCUCCGAGAGCACCAUCAAGUUCAAGCAUUAUCCAAUGGCUAUCAGAAAGCUAUUGCCCAAGCGCUACAGGAUCAUAGUAGUGCCCUUGAUCUUCGCCGCAGAGUCAUUCUUGGUUCCGGAUUGAAGACCUAUAUCGACCUUGUAUCGAACGACGACAGCCGGAAAAACGACCUAUUCUCGCUUCUACAGACAACUUCACCGGAGUAUUUUCGCCUGCCUGCUUUUGUGGCUGCUACGAGCCAACUGUUCGAAGACGUGAAUAUGAAGGACCAUCAUCGCGAGGUAAACUUCGACAGCAUACGUUAUGUGCUACUCGAGAACCUGCUAAGUUCUUCAAAAAAUCUCAAGAUCGGAACACUAUCUUUGCUCUCGCACAUCAAGGAUACAGGAACCGAUGACUGGCUCUCAGAAACGGUGGAUUUAAUGCAGGAUAUCCUUCAAACUCCCUACGUGCCCUCCGAAGCUCGCAAGAUAGCAAUGUUCCUCCGUCGACUUCCUCAACGUCAGAAGAAGCUUACACCCGGUUCUCCCCUAGAAAACAUGAUACCGUAUUUCUGCCUUGGACUUGUGUCGACUUAUCAUGACCAGACGAGACAGGAAGUCUGUUCCGUUUUGGCGCAAAUUGUUGAGGUCAGCCCUGUGGAAGAAGCCGUGGUCAAUGUUGCCAUUCAAUGGCUUCAGUCGCCUGCCCAUCUUUCGCUUGUCCAGCGCAAUGUUUACUCGCAGUCGAAACCAAAUUAUUCCAUGUUUGAGUCUGCAGAUCUGUCGAGCUUGGAGGCGCGAUGCCAGAAAGCCCUCGAAGAUUUUUCCUAUUCAAAAGACCGAUUCAUCAAGCUGGUUGAAGCAGAGCACAGCAUCGACCAUACGAGAAGUCCCGAAAAUGGACGAGCUUUGGCGCUCCAGAUCCUGUCAUCGAUAUCUGCAUCUGCGGAACGCCGAUCACGUUUACUGGUACCAGUGUUCCUAUCUGCUCCAAUGACUCGUGAGCAGGCUCAACAGAAGUCAGGCUCGGAUACGUCGACCUCAUCGAACACGCUUGGUCCAGAUGUGGACGAUAGCGAGUGGUCUCUUUCUGAUCGCAAAGCUCUGUUGGCGCUGUUCAGCAAGUUUGUGAAUCCCAAGGUAUUGUUCAGGUCGUCAGAAGUCCACGAAAAAUUGCUCGAACUUCUCGGCAAUGGCAACCUCGACGUAAGGAAGCUGGCACUUCAAGCAAUUUUAACGUGGAGGCAACCUUCCUUGACUCGGUAUGAGACAAUUUUAUAUCAAGUUGCUGAAGACAAAUCAACUACUACUGAGUUGGGUACCUUGUUAGAUGCCUCAGAAGAAGAAAGCGCUGUUAAGUCUGAGGAUCGUGCUGUCAUCCUUCCAGUGCUUCUGCGGCUGAUAUUCGGCGUCAUUGUUGGGAGGGCUGGCACCGUAGGCUCACAAGAAGCGAGAAGAAAAUCUAUCAUCCGCGUACUAUUUCGUAUGCAAGAGUCUGAAGUCGCAAUGUUUCUGGAUAUUGCCCUGGGCAGAUUGAGAGAUGUGAAGAUACUCCCUGAUCGGCCUGACAGUCUUUACGAAGAAAUUCUGCUUCCGGAAGACCAACAAUACGGUUUUCUGCGACUACUUCUGUCCAUGUUGGAAACUCUGCAAAGCCGAUUUGCCCCUUACGGUCGACAGGUGGUGGACGCAGUUGUGUUCUGUGUUAUUAGGGCCUCGACCCUAGCCAAAGCUACAGCUGCAUCCUCAGCCCUUUCGAGAAAUAUCAGGCGGGUAGGGUUUCAAUCCUUGGUACUUCUUUCUCGAGAUUGUCCCGACAUUCCGUGGUCCCAAUAUCUCCCAAGUCUCUUCGCCCAUGCUGUCACUCCUCGUCUUGGAAUUUUUGCGUCAGAAACGAGCCAGGGAAUCUCAGGUUUACUACGAUUGUUUGCUGCAUGGUCCCAGUCUCCGGAAAUGGUCAGCUUCCUUCGACAAUAUGAUAGGAAUGUUCCAAGCGUUCUAUGGAAGACACUUUCCUCCCCAGCCACACAAAACGAGGUUAAAGUUUUCAUCCUAGAAAACAUAGUUCUGCCAUGGGCGGCUAUCACUGAGGAUGAAGCAGCAUUGCCGAAUCAAGCUUCCGAAAUCCUCGAAGUGGAAGCGGAUGGACUUUUGACAGCAUUGGUGUGUCUCUUGGAGAAUACGCCGCCGAAGGAGAUCCUUCUCGCCAUCACUUCGGUCCUUCCUAAGAUCGCUCCAUUUGCCCACUCCCCGGAGUCGAAGCAAGCCACGCUUCGCCUGCUAACGGCUUUGUUGAAGGAUUCUGCACGUCGUCUACCCCCAAACGUCAAAAGUCAGCUCCUAAAGUCGAUCAAAUCUUUCCUCGAGACGAUAGAUGCCUUCCAAGACGAGGAAUUUGCUUCCAAUGUUCUUGACCUGGUAUCCUCUCUUUUCAAUUACUUCAAGGAUGAGGCAAAUCGCCAGAUUCUAUGUCAAGUCAUGGACAGGUUGUCCAAACUUGAUCCAGACCUUGUGCUCUCAGCACAGCUGUCUCGGGAUUUGAAUGCAGUGUCAACCAACCGUCUUGAAGAGAUUGACUUCGAUAAGCGACUCGAGGCUUUCCAAACGAUCAAUGAGCUCGAGGCGGAGGAGAAUCGCCCAAAGUGCUGGCUUCCGAUCAUUCACAACCUUCUCUUCUUCAUCAGGACCAUCGAUGAGUUUUCAAUCCGGUCUAAUGCCUUGAGUUGCCUAAAGCAGCUGAUAAUCAAAGCUUGUGGAAGCCAGAGAACAGAAAUGACAAAGCUAGUCACAAAUGUCGUCCUCCCAUCGGUGAAAAAGGGAGUUCGAUCUGAAUCAGAACUGGUUCGAGCCGACUUUGUUUCCCUAUAUGGCGUACUGGUUCAACAUGCACAAGGAGAACCAGAUCUUGAGAAUUUGAAGCCCUUGCUGGUUGGAAAUGAUGAAGAAGCGUCAUUUUUCUCCAACAUCCUUCACAUUCAACAGCAUCGCCGACUACGAGCUAUUAGACGACUUCUUUCUGAGGUUGAGAAAGGAGCUAUCAGUGCGCGCAAUAUCGCUGAUGUCUUCAUUCCGUUACUUGAGAUGUUCGUCUACGAUUCCGGAAGUGACGAAUCCGCCCAAAGCAUCAAAGGUCAGAGUAUAGCUGCAAUGGGUACUUUGCUCCAGUGGGUUGAUUGGAAGCAUUUCAAGGCCUUGUUGCACAAAUACAAAAGCGACAUCACUGCAACCGACAGUAACGAAAAAUUUGCAAGCCGACUUCUCAGCCAUGCGGCAGAUGCGUUGUCCGCAGCAAGGAACCACAGGUCGGAUGACAAAACGCUUGCUACUCCUUACUUGGCUCCAUCACUUCCUCCUAGCCAGACGAUUGAGAAUGAAUUACGGAAACACUUCAUUCCUAAAUUCGCCGAACUUGUGCAUUACAAAGAUGAAGCCGAAAUCAGUUUCCGUAUUCCAGUCGCGGUCACUACCAUCAAGUUGAUUACGAUGCUGCCGGAAGAGGAAGUCCAGAUCCUGGCUGCACCCAUCAUCCUGGAUAUCGCACACAUAUUGAGAAGUCGUACACAAGAAUCGAGAGACAUCGCACGCAAUACGUUGUGCCAGAUUGUUAUGCUUCUGGGACCGUCAAGUCUACAAUUUGUCUUGAAGGAGCUUCGUACGGCAUUGACUCGAGGUUACCAGCUUCAUGUUUUGUCAUUUACUCUCCAUGCCAUUCUCGUGACUCUUACACCAAACGUGCAGCUCGGAGACCUAGACUACUGUGUCCAAGAUCUGGUCGCAGUGAUAAUGGAUGAUACCUUUGGCACAGUGGGUCAAGAGAAAGACAAUCAAGACUAUGUGAGCAGCAUGAAGGAGGUGAAAAGCAACAAAAGCUAUGAUUCGAUGGAAUUGUUGGCCAAGUCAAUCAGUGUACAUUCGCUGUCAAGUCUGGUAUCACCAAUUCAGACUCUGUUGGUAGGAUCUCUGACGACAAAGCAAGUGAGGCAAGUUGAUGAACUUCUACGGAGAGUCGGAGCAGGUGUUUCACAAAACCCCGGGGCCAGCAAGCGGGAUCUGUUGGUGUUUGCAUAUCAACUUAUUCAAGCCAUCUACAAAGAGAAGGAGAGCGUCAAGGUUCGACAGCCAACCGUGGAAGAAAAAAGCCGACAGAGGUAUCUCAUCAAGAUGACUUCGGCGCAUAAGACGGUCACCAGCCAGACUUCAUCAUUACUGUACAAGAUGGCGCGAUUUGCUCUAGAUCUUGUUCGAUCUGUUCUCCAGAAGCAUGACGAAGUGCUGACCGUUGAAAACGUCCACGGCUUCCUUCCUGUCAUUGGUGAUGCUCUGAUCGAAGCACAGGAAGAUGUCAAGAUCUCUGCCAUGCGAUUGCUGUCUACCAUCAUUAAGUUGCCGAUGCAGGAACUUGACCAGAAUGGCCCCUUGUACGUGAUGGAGGCCGUCAGAGUCGUCAAGAAUUCCACAAACACCAACGAGGAAGCCGCUCAAGCUGCCCUAAAGCUUGUUGCUACCGUGCUUCGUGAACGAAAGCAGGUCAAAGUUCGAGAUCUUGACAUUGCCGAACUCCUUCAGAGAAUCACCCCCGAUAUUGAAGAACCAGAUCGACAAGGCGUAACAUUCAACUUUAUUAGAGCGGUGAUGGCUCGGAAGAUUCAAAUCCCCGAGAUCUACGAUGUGGUCGAUAAGAUUGGCAUCAUGAUGGUCACCAAUCAAGGUAAAGGGGCCCGCGACGUAGCGAGGGGUGUCUACGUUCACUUUUUGAUUGAGUAUCCUCAGAGCUCCUCGCGAUGGUCGAAGCAGCAGAAGUUUUUGAUGAAGAAUUUGGAGUACGAAUACCCUGAGGGUAGGCAGUCUGUCCUGGAGGCCAUUAACACUCUCAUCGCAAAGACAAAGGGAGAAGCUGCGCAGGAUCUGAACUCCACAUUCUUCAUUCCUGUGUUGCUCCGGAUGGCCAAUGACGAGAAUAAAGGUUGUCGGGAUCUUGCAGGUGCUUUGCUCGGACAGAUGUUCCGUUCAGCUGACAGCGCUCAUUUGCGAGAACUUCUCGGACCUUUACGUGCUUGGAUCGAGCAGGAUGACAAUAUUGCUCUGCAGAAAGUUAGCAUGCAAGCCUAUAAUAUUCUUCUAAGUUCCGAUGUCGGGCUGGAUGAAGCCGAUGUCACAGGUCUGCGCGACAACCUAGCUACAUCACUACAACACUCUACAGCAGAGAACGACGGCGAAGACUGGGAGUCAUUAUUCCAGGCUCUUCUGCUGUUGUCGAAGCUGGUUGAAUCCCGCCCAGAGGUGGUCCUCAACCAGAGGCAAACAAAACUUUGGGUGCCUGUAUGGAAGUCGCUAAGUCACCCACAUGCUUGGGUCCAAAGCACUUCGGCUGGGUUGAUUUGUGAAUUUUUCCGACAUUGUCUUGAAGCUGAUCAUUCGAAACUUCCGCUGACAUGUGAUCACGGUCUACGCCUCGAUCGAGACAGGUUCCUCGAAAUUCUGAAGGCCAGUGUCAGAAUCCUCCGACGUACCGAGGGAAACGAAGAUGUCAGCACUCAAGUGGUACAGAUUCUCCUGUUUCUCGGGCAAUGCAUGAAUGUCAAUGACUUGACCAUGGAGGUUGCCGACAAGUCUGUGGGUGACGACGAUGACGACAUGGAAAACGGUGCCGAAUCUGAGGACGAACGACCGACCCGGACGAAAAAGAUUCCAGGGCUUCAAUACCUUUUGGAUCAAGUGACGCGUAUCUUGAGGAUCGAGUCGACUUCUUUCACUUCGGCAGCGUUCCUUCCCAAGAAAUCAAGUCUGCUUCUUCUCUCUUCGUUGAUACCAGCCUUGUCGACCGCCAAGCUGAGUUUGCAAGCACACAGCAUUCUAGUCCCUCUUCAGCACUUGACCGAUCCCAGCACGAUUCAGCCCCGGUCUGCCGACCCGUCAUUUUCAUCCACCUAUCAAAACCUUAUCGAGUUGGCUCACGAAGUGAUGGAGAAGGUCCAGAACAAACUCGGGGACAGUGAAUAUGUAAAGACACUGACCGAGGUCAGCCGGACCAUGCGCAAGAGGAGAGAGGAACGAAGGACAAAGAGAAGGAUUGAGCGGGUAGCUGAACCCGAGAAGGCUGCACGAGACAAGAAGAGAAAGAGCGAUAGGAAGAAGGAGCGUAAGAAGGAAAUUGGUAGGUCUCAUCAGUCUAGACGACGAGAGGCCGGAAUGUGA
Messenger RNA from Exophiala spinifera, 7773 nucleotides. RefSeq lists its product as uncharacterized. The transcript has a single exon. Bases 1 to 7773 code for a protein of 2590 amino acids. The record is from RefSeq and is a predicted model, not a curated record. Lineage: Eukaryota; Fungi; Ascomycota; Eurotiomycetes; Chaetothyriales; Herpotrichiellaceae. Gene Ontology annotation, cellular component: 90S preribosome; nucleolus; small-subunit processome.